Molecule: messenger RNA, 1279 nt
Organism: Rubroshorea leprosula
Lineage: Eukaryota; Viridiplantae; Streptophyta; Magnoliopsida; Malvales; Dipterocarpaceae
Source: the annotation of a GenBank genome assembly
CCCUCUUCUUCUUUUCUUUCUUCCCCAAACCCUCAACAAUUCUUCACAAAAAUAGCUAGUUCAGAUGUAGUCAAAUUCAGCUCCUAAUUUAGUCAGGGCAAAGAUACUCUUAGCUCAUCAAACAACUUCUUAAACCAAGAAACCAAGCAGCAAAACAGUAUGUAGUGUACUUUCUCAUCUAUUUUUUUUUUAAAACAAAAAACCCUUUUUCUUUUUCUCCGUCCACUAUCCUCCUUCCUUUCAAAAGAAUCUAUUACAUAUCUAUGUGAGAAGAGGAAGUGAGAUCUUUUAGAUUGUUAAACGAAGAAGAAUUGGUAAAGCAUGGAUCCAGUGACGGCUCAUGGACAUUCGCUUCCCCCUUCAUUCCAUCUAAGAGAUUUUAAUCUUCAUCAGCAACAAGAACAGUUCCACCACCACCACCACCAGCAGCAACAGAAUUCCGAAGACGAACAAAGUGGCAGUAGUGGCGGCCUCAAGAAACGAGAUCGAGAUGAAAACAACAGCAGCAACGACGGCAAGGACUUCAUUCCUGGAGAAGGAGAGAUCACGAGACGACCACGAGGGAGGCCUGCUGGAUCCAAGAACAAGCCAAAACCGCCCAUCAUCAUCACCCGGGACAGCGCCAACGCGUUGCGUACCCACGUUAUGGAAAUCGGAGACGGAUGCGACAUCGUCGAGAGCAUAACCACAUUCGCUCGGCGACGUCAGAGAGGGGUUUGCAUAAUGAGCGGGACUGGCACCGUCACCAACGUGACCCUCCGGCAACCGGCAUCCCCAGGUGCAAUCGUCACAUUACAUGGCCGAUUCGAGAUAUUGUCACUGGCGGGAUCGUUCUUGCCCCCUCCAGCACCGCCAGCAGCAUCCGGGUUUACCAUAUACUUAGCUGGUGGACAAGGGCAGGUGGUGGGAGGCAGCGUUGUUGGGACGCUGACUUGUUCAGGGCCAGUGGUGAUUAUGGCUGCUUCUUUUAGCAACGCCGCGUACGAGCGUCUCCCGCUGGAGGAGGAAGAGGCGCAGAUGCCAAUACAGGGUGGUGCACUUGGGUCACCUGGUGCAGUUGGACAACAGCAACAGCAGCAAGUAAUGGCGGAGUCGAAUGCGCCUCUAUUUCAUGGAUUACCCCCUAAUCUUCUCAACUCUAUUCAAUUGCCAACUGAGGCAUUCUGGGCUACUGGUGUGCGCCCUCCCUAUUAGUAUCAUGGGUUUGUUCAGCUUCACCUUCAGGUUUAACAGGAAGCACACAAACUUGAUAGCUAGAAAAUGAAAUUAAUUUGGGUUU